This is a messenger RNA of Dermacentor andersoni, 2013 nucleotides long. NCBI's taxonomy places the organism in Eukaryota, Metazoa, Arthropoda, Arachnida, Ixodida, Ixodidae. The record is from RefSeq and is a predicted model, not a curated record.
AUGGUCAGAGACAGACUAUCUGAGUACCUAGAAAACAAGCGAGUCUUCGCCGACUCGAUGUACGGCUUCAGGCCAAAUAAAUCGGCUCAGGACAUCCUGCUGCAGCUCAGCAGGGAGGUACUAAACCCGAUCGAACAUCCGAACGGAGAUAAGAUAGUGCUGGCCCUAGAUCUGAAGGGAGCCUUCGAUAAUGUGACACACGAGGCGAUCCUCACACACCUAUCAGAGACGGGAUGCGGCAGGAACGCUUUCGAGUAUAUAAAACGCUUCCUCACGGACAGACAGGCCUACGUGAGGAUCCAGAACGCGGAACACGGCCCCUUUCUAUUAGGCACGAGAGGGACGCCACAGGGAGCGGUGCUAUCCCCCUUGCUUUUCAACUUGGCAAUGAAGAACCUGCCGGUCCACUUGGAGAAAGUCCCGGGUGUGCAACACGCGCUGUACGCGGACGACAUCUCCAUUUGGGCCACGCAGGGCUCUCUCGGUGAAAUGGAGGCCAGCCUGCAGGAGGCGGCCAACGCGGCGAACGAGUACGCGAAAAGAUGUGGCCUUCAUUGCUCCCCUCAAAAAUCCGAAUUCGUGCACAUUCGCCCCAACAAAAAAUGCACAAACAAGAUAGAAUUGAGACUUGGAUCGGCACCGAUACCCGAAAGAAAAGAAAUUAGAGUCCUAGGUCUUUUCAUCCACCAGCGUCGGCUGGCGACAACCACGCUCGACAAACUAAAGAAGGUGGGAGAUCAGGUGGGCCGAAUGGUCCGCAGAGUCUCGAACAAGAAAGGGGGACUGCGAAGCAAAGACGCCUUGCGGCUGGCCAAUGCCUUUGUAACAAGCAGAAUCCUGUACUCGACCCCCUAUCUCCGCCUCAACAAACACGACCAGAACAUCAUCGAGGUGAUAAUACGCAAAAUGGCGAAGAAGGCCCUCGACCUCCCGAUAACCACGUCUAACCUGAGACUCCAAGGUCUGGGUAUGACGAACUCCUUCGAUGAACUUAGAGAAGCCCACCUCACAGGUCAAUACACGCGAUUAUCGCAGACGUCGUCAGGACGCCGCCUUUUGACCCGUCUGCACAUAGAACACACGACUCUAACCGAGGAGAGAGUAAGACUCUCUCAGGAAUGGCGUUACGCCCUGCACGUAAGACCACUCCCAAUUAAGAUGUCCAGGGACGACCACGAGGGUAGACGCAGGGCCAGGGCAGAGGCCUUAGCUCACCACUACGGAAGGAAACCCGGGGUAUACUACGUGGACGCAUCCGGCCCGCACCAUGGCGGGUGGUACACGGCGGCAGUGAUCCACGAGUCCAAAACGGUGAACGGGCUCACCUUCAAAGCCCGAAGCGUCACUCAAGCAGAGGAAGUCGCCAUCGCUUUAGCGGCAACACACUCCGAUUCCAAGACAAUCAUAACCGACUCGCAAGGGGCGUGUCGGAACGUCCAACAGGGCUGGGUCCCGUACCUGGCCUACCGGCUACUGCAAAAUAGCUCGUACGUAGGAGGUCCAUCCCACCGCUUCAUAGUCUGGGCUCCGGCCCACUCGGGGCUAGGAGGAAACGAGGCAGCAGAUGCAGCCGCCCGCGCGCUCUCUAACCGGGCAACCUCGUCCCCCGCCUCCUCUGAAGAAGUAGCGGAAGCCACGCCGACCUACACUUACAAGGAAAUAACACAAUUAUACAAAGAUAGACAUAAACUGUACCCCCACCCGUGUAAAGGAUUAACGAGAGCGGAGGAACGCCUGUUCCUCCGCCUUGUCACGAACACCAUGAUGUGCCCGGCCUCGCUAAAGCACUUUGACCCUGCCUUCUCCGGGGAGUGCCCACACUGUGGGGAGAGGUCCUCGGACCUCUACCACAUGGUGUGGGCGUGCCCCUCCAACCCUGCUUUUACUCCACACCCAAACCCCACCCGGGAGGACUGGGAGGCGACCCUACUCGCCUGUUGCGACCUAAAAGCCCAAAAGGCGAUGGUCAAACGAGCUAUGGCGGCAGCGGAAGCCACUGGGGUCCCGUACUAG